Paramecium pentaurelia is the source of this 945-nucleotide messenger RNA. NCBI's taxonomy places the organism in Eukaryota, Ciliophora, Oligohymenophorea, Peniculida, Parameciidae. The record is from the annotation of a GenBank genome assembly.
AUGCUCUAAAAAUAACAUUUAACUAAUUUUUUAGAAUUAACAAUAAUAAUAAUAGGUAUAAAUGAGACUAAAGAACUAUAGAUAUAAUAUUCUAUUGAAGAACAUGAUUGUAUCAUGUAAUUUACAUGCUUUAAUCAAGCAUGCAAAUAAAAUAGAAUUUAUUGUUUCAAUUUUCUUCGAAAUGGAUAUCAUGUUUCUCAUCCAAAAGAUCAAUAUGAUUUAAAUAAAUUUAUUGAAUUUUCUGAUCAAAUCAGGAAAGAUUGUGAAGAUUUAAUAUAAAGAUUAUGUUUGGAAAUAGGAAAUAUUAAAAAAAUAUUAAUUUAACUUAAUUAAGGAUUGAGGAUUAAAUAUCAAUUAUAAAAAGAAAGAAUUUUUAAAUUGGAUGCAAAGUAAUUGAAUUAAACUUUUGACGAAAUGUUUAAAUAUAAUGAAAUUACUUAAAUUUUACUAGAUGAUGUAAAAUAAUGUUCGAAUGUCAUGAUAAUUUAAUUAAAAAAAUAAACUAUAGAAUUGAAACUUUACUUUAAUAGAAUUGAUAGAUCCAUUUUAAAUUAUUUAUUAACUAUAGAGGAUUUAUUAUAAUUAAUUAACCUAGAAAGAAUCAGAACAAGCAGAAUAAUUAUUUUAAACAGGUAUUACAAAUAUUUAAUUAGGAUUUCAAUUAUAUUAGUAUGAUGAAAAAUAUGAAGAAGCAAUACAAUUAAUUGAUAAUGCAUUACUAAUUAAUCCUAGUCAUUAAUAAUCAUUACAUACGAAAGGUAUAAAAGCUAUAGAUAAAUAUAUUAGCUGACAGUCUAAGUUUAAUUAUUUUUAAACUUUUAAAUGUAAGAAUGCUUAAUCAGUAUAGUAUAGUGUUUACUUAAAAGAUAUUCCCAAAAAGGAUAAAUAAAUCAAAUUUUAAACUUAUAAAGAAAAACUGGGUUACAAUAUAAUUUUAUUAAUUGA